CAUCCACUAGUUAUCUUUCCGAUAGUUCUUUAAAUUUCUUCUACAGAUCAGUUAACAUGGCCAUCACAUCCUUCACUGAUGAGUACACUUCUCCUGUUCCUCCAUCAAGAAUCUUUAAGGCCUCAAUUGUUGAUUCUCACAAUUUGAUGCCAAAGCUGAUGCCACAAGCUAUAAAAAGUAUUGAAUUUGUCCAGGGAAAUGGAGGUGCUGGAAGCAUUAAGCAAAUCAACUUUCCUGAAGGUGGCAACUUUAAGUCCAUUAAGUAUAGGAUUGAUGAGCUUAAUGAGGAGAAAUUUAUUUACAAAUACGCGUUGAUUGAAGGCGACGCCUUGGUAGAAAAACUAGAAAAAAUAACUUAUGAGGUGAAGUUCGAGCAGUCACCUGAUGGUGGUUCCAUCUCUAAGGUGACGAGCACGUACUAUACAGAGGGCGAUUUCAAGCUGAAGGAAGAAGAAAUCAAAGCAGGCAAGGAAAAAGUAUUGGGAAUGUACAAAGCAGUAGAAGCCUAUCUCCUUCAGAAUCCUGAUGCAUAUGCUUAGUCAUUUUCUGAGAAAUGUUAUCUUAUUUCUUAUUUUGUUGUGCUCAAGUUUGUUUUCUGUGUUUGUGUGGAAAUAAUUUCCUCUGGUUUGUCAAUAAAUGUUUUGUAAGUUUGCUUUUUCUACUUGCUGUCUGGUGCUCAGAUCUUUGAUCAAUAAAUGACCAACUUAAACUUUUCUU
Messenger RNA from Lycium barbarum (goji berry), 717 nucleotides. RefSeq names its product major strawberry allergen Fra a 1-2-like. Gene Ontology annotation, molecular function: signaling receptor activity; abscisic acid binding; protein phosphatase inhibitor activity. The record is from RefSeq and is a predicted model, not a curated record. Bases 57 to 539 code for a protein of 160 amino acids. Lineage: Eukaryota; Viridiplantae; Streptophyta; Magnoliopsida; Solanales; Solanaceae. Gene Ontology annotation, biological process: defense response; abscisic acid-activated signaling pathway. The transcript is spliced from 2 exons. Gene Ontology annotation, cellular component: nucleus; cytoplasm.